GGAGUGGGUAUUAAUUAAAUAGAUAAAUUAUUUAGAGGACAUUAAGCUUUGAAUUGAAGCUGCUGCGCAGAUAUAUAAAUAUUGCGUCGUCUCCCAUGUCGCCUCGCGUCUCACUGCAUUGUUGUGGAUCGAGUAGCUAUAGCUAGCUAGUGAUGGAGAUCUUGGUGAGUGCACUGCUCCUGCUCCUCGUGCCACCCUUGUCCGCCCUCCUCGCCGUCGCCGCGCCGAGCCUCGCGUGGCCGUCGGGGUCGUCGUCGGUGAGGAAGCUGAUCGCCAAGAAGGUGGCGCCGGAGCAGGCGGCGCGCGACGAGCUGCUGCGCGUGGCGCGGUACAGUAGCGCUAGCGCCGCCGCUGCCGCUAGUGCUGUCCAACAACCAGGCGGCAGCGAGAGUAGUCGUCCGGCGGCGGCGGCGGCGGAUGAUGGUGGGCGGCCGGAUCAGUGCGCGGUGUGCCUGAGCGGCAUCGAGGAGGGCGACGAGGUGAGGGAGCUCCGGUGCCGGCACCUGUUCCACCGUGGCUGCCUCGACCGGUGGUGGUUGUCGGCGCGGCCGCCCGCCACGUGCCCGCUCUGCCGCUGCCGGCUCCUGCAGAGCCCGUCGGCGGCGGCGGACGACGGCGACGGCGACGGCGAGGAGGAUUCGGACUCGGACAUGGUGAUGUUCAUGGCGUACCUGCGAAGCAGUAGCACCUGGCUCUAGCCAUUAAGGGCGUGUUUAGUUCCAAAAACUUUUCUCAAAAACAUCGCAUCAAAUCUUUAGACACAUAUAUAGGACAUUAAAUAUAGAUAAAUAAAAAACUAAUGGCAUAGUUUGCAUAUAAAUCGCGAGACGAAUCUUUUGAGUCUAAUUAGGCCAUGAUUAACUAUAAGUGCUACAAUAACUUACAUGUGCUAAUGACAGAUUGAUUAGGCUUAAAAGAUUCGUCUCGUGGUUUUAGUUUUUUUAUUCGUGACCGAAAAUCCCUUUUGACAUCCGGUCAAACGUACAACGUGACAAAAAAAAAAUAUUUCACCAGCUAAAACAUGCCUAAUUGAUGUUCGAGAUGGAGAGGCAGGCGAUGCAUGGAGAUCACGUCGCAGCAUCGAUCGAUCGGCAUCAGGCAGGCAGCGUGCGAGGGAGAACUAGAAGAGCGCCACGUAGAGAGGGAGGCACGUAACGUAACGUUGGUUGAUGUCCGAGUGUCUCAUCACUCGAUCGCCCACGCCUCUAUUUUGUUGGAUGAGGCAGGCCCACGUAACACGCGUACAUCGAUCGAUCUUGUGCUCUGAGUAUUUUAUACGUUGUUCAUACAAGAGAGAUGUUCCUGUCCUAGUAUCAUUGUUAUUGGUUUUAUGUCAUCAUGUGUAUCGUUGGCGUAAUAGUAUCAGAGUAAGUGUUAAUUCGGCGUA
Molecule: messenger RNA, 1387 nt
Organism: Oryza sativa Japonica Group (Japanese rice)
Lineage: Eukaryota; Viridiplantae; Streptophyta; Magnoliopsida; Poales; Poaceae
Product: probable E3 ubiquitin-protein ligase ATL45
Biological process (GO): protein ubiquitination
Molecular function (GO): ubiquitin protein ligase activity
Source: RefSeq, a predicted model, not a curated record